AUGAGAAGCGAUGAUGCCACGAUACCGGAAAUCACAUCGCUUUUCAUUCAGUCGGUCAUUUAUGGAUUUGCUUUUUAUGCUACUAUUCACUUCCAAUGGUAUCACAAGCACCUGGCUAAAAUCGUAAAUUUUAUGCUUGAAAAUUUCAAAAUGCGUUCGGCUAGAGGAUUGACAUAUGUUACAACAGAACCGUGUUACACAAUUGCAAAAUCCUUUAGCUUAUAUUAUACCUUGCUAUGCAUUGCCGGUGUUUUGCAUUUUAUUUUGCUGCCAAUUUACUUACAAGUUUGGGAACUCCCUCUAUCCUGCUGGUAUCCGUUUGAUUACCGGUCAAGCGUCAUCUUUGUAUUAGUCUACAUUUCUCAGUGUUUCGGUCAAAUUCAGGUAGCUCUGGCUUUUGCAAACUCUGACAUUAUUAUUGUCUGCUUAGUUCUACUCAUCGUGGGACAGUACGACAUCUUAUUUUGCAGCCUCAAAAAUGUUCAGUACACGGCGAUAAUGUUAAAUGGAUUGGAAAAGAAUCGAGUUGAGUUGAAAGCUUUUCAGAACCAAAUACUUAUGGACGAUGAGGAAAGGAACCAAUAUUAUUACAGCUAUGAGCAGAGAGAAGACUUAGAUGAUGAUGAAAGCACGUCGUUGGAUUUUAAGGAAAUGGAAGCGAGAUUGAAGGGAACUCGUUUUAGCGACAACAGAGCUACGGAUACAUUCUUAACAGAGUAUCAAAAUGAAUUAUCCGUGGCAUUGCGUGAAUGCAUUAUCCACCACCAGAACCUUGUAAAAGUCUGUGGUAUGUUGGAAUGGUUUUACAAUCCAAUCGUCUUGGUGAAGUCCUUGCAGGUCACUCUACAAAUUUGUAAUUUAGCUUAUGUCUCGACAACAACAACCUCAUCGUUUUUGCAGAAUAUCAACUACCUGGAGUACUUGUUUUUGACGCUCUUCGAUAUUAUGAUUUUUGGAUAUGCUGGAAAUUGGAUAAAGGAACAGGUUUGA
Molecule: messenger RNA, 990 nt
Organism: Bradysia coprophila
Lineage: Eukaryota; Metazoa; Arthropoda; Insecta; Diptera; Sciaridae
Product: putative odorant receptor 85e
Biological process (GO): sensory perception of smell; detection of chemical stimulus involved in sensory perception of smell
Cellular component (GO): plasma membrane
Molecular function (GO): olfactory receptor activity; odorant binding
Source: RefSeq, a predicted model, not a curated record